Messenger RNA from Archocentrus centrarchus (flier cichlid), 5704 nucleotides. RefSeq names its product zinc finger protein Eos. Gene Ontology annotation, biological process: regulation of transcription by RNA polymerase II. Lineage: Eukaryota; Metazoa; Chordata; Actinopteri; Cichliformes; Cichlidae. The record is from RefSeq and is a predicted model, not a curated record. Gene Ontology annotation, molecular function: RNA polymerase II cis-regulatory region sequence-specific DNA binding; DNA-binding transcription factor activity. The transcript is spliced from 8 exons. Bases 369 to 2108 code for a protein of 579 amino acids.
ACAUGCAGUAAGCUAACGUUAGCCACCGAGGCCGUAAACUUGGGUUACCUCGACGCCACCGUUAUGUAAACGCCGGCACCGCUGUUUGUCGUUUAUGUUCUCAAUUUCGGAUUAUUCUUUGUCAUGUUAGAUUAUCGUAACUUUGAGUCACUUUAGCAGUGCUGUCAUAGCUCAGCCUGAUUGUUAGAGGGUCUUAUCUAGUGGUGGUAAGGUUAGAUUUGGUGCUGAGUUAGCUGCUAGUUAAUUAUUUUCUUGCACGAUUAAUCUUACUGAUAGUAGUAGACACAAAUUUUUAUAUUGCAUUUCAUAAUGAAUGGUCUUCCUUGCACUGCAACAACAAAUUAACGGUGUAGUCAGUCUGAACUAAUAUGGAUGUUGACGACUGCAAUGGCCGGUCUUACAUAUCAGGUAGUGGAGACUCUUCAUUGGAAAGAGAGUUUUCUGGAGCUCUUGGAGGUCCAACAGUGAGCACGCCAAACAGCAAAGAAAACUCUCCCAGUCGUUCCCUCAGUGCCAACUCCAUUAAAGUGGAGUUGUACAGUGAUGAAGACCCAGGUCGCAGUACCGAAGAUGAGCGAGGGGAGCGGGUUGAAGAAGGAGGUGCAGAGCAAGGAUCUGAGACUGUCGGAAGCUACAGAGAGCUCACCAAUCCUGAAAUCAUGCCAAGUGGAGCCAUCAGACUGCCAAAUGGAAAGCUCAAGUGUGACGUCUGUGGAAUGAUCUGCAUUGGGCCUAAUGUGCUCAUGGUGCACAAACGCAGCCAUACAGGUGAGCGACCAUUUCAGUGUAAUCAGUGUGGCGCGUCCUUCACACAAAAGGGAAACCUGCUCCGCCACAUCAAGCUGCACUCGGGGGAGAAGCCCUUUAAGUGUCCCUUUUGCAGCUAUGCCUGUCGAAGACGAGAUGCACUUACUGGCCACCUUCGCACUCAUGCAGUGUCUUCUCCAACUGUUGGGAAGCCAUAUAAGUGCAGCUAUUGUGGCCGUAGUUACAAGCAGCAAAGCACCUUGGAGGAGCACCGUGAGCGCUGUCACAGCUACUUGCAGAGCCUAGAUUCCCAGCAGCCGACCAGUGCACCAAAUUCAGGAGAGGAAGUGAGAGAGCUAGAGUUUAUACCAGAUCCUCUACUGCAGCCCUCCUCAGACAAGAUGGCGUUUAUCGAUCGGCUCGCCAACAGCAUCACCAAACGCAAGAGGUCCACGCCACAAAAAUUUGUAGGGCAGAAGCACAUACGCCUCAAUCUUGCAGAUGCACCUUAUGAGCUCACUGCUAGUUUGGAUAAAGAUGGAGACAUGCUGCACCCAGGAGACCUUGAUGCCCUGCACUUUACUGGUCUGGGAGGAGAAUACGUAGGUGUUGCAGGUAAUGGAGGAGGAGGUGUAUCAGACUCGCUAAGACCCUUACACCCAUCUGCCAGUCACCCUUCGUGUUUAUCAGAACUCAGGCCAAUUCACAGCUCCACCCAUGCUCCUGUUCCCCUUGGCCCAAGGUUGGAUUGCACAGGGGCAGGAGCUGGGCUGGGAGCUGUGGUUGUAGGGGGCAGGGAGGCAGCAGAGGGUCAUGAAGACCUGCCUGUGGGUCGAAGUCACGCACCUUCACCUAGCAAUGGUUGCCAGGAUUCUACUGACACAGAAAGCAUGGCAGAUGAGCCGUGCAACAGCUGCGUUCCGACUCCGACUUUGCACAGUAACAACGGCCAUCACCUCCUCCACUCUAACAACCAUAACCCAGCACCUCCACCCAUCACACACCACAGGAGUCGGAGCAGACACAGCCCCAGCCAUGCCAAAGACCGGGAGGUGGAAAGAGAGGAUGGAGGCCAUUCAGUUCUCCCACCUCCUGCACAUGCUCCGACACCCAGCUCACCUACAGCGCCCUCAUCUACCUCCAGGGAAGCUUUUCGGGUUGUAGACGGGGAGGGGCGAGCUGUGCGUUCUUUCCGUUGCGAGCACUGCCGUGUGCUUUUCCUGGACCACGUUAUGUUUACAAUCCACAUGGGUUGCCAUGGUUUUCGGCAGCCUUUUGAGUGCAACAUCUGUGGCCAUCGCAGCCAGGAUCGCUAUGAAUUUUCUUCGCACAUUGUCCGUGGAGAGCACAUCUUUGACUGAGGAUAAAAGGACAGCCUGCUGCGCCUAGAGCUUUUUUUACACUGAGACUGGGAUUUGGUUGAGUUUGGUCUGCACAUGAGCUAAAGGCAUCUGUGAUGGUGUGAAACUGAUGUUUCUAACAGGCAGGCAGUUGGCAUGUGAAAAGUGAAAAGCUCAUGUAUACAUUUGAAGAAUUAGAAUAGAGCCCUUUAUUCCUUUCAGUCCACGUUUGACAACAAAUCUAUAUUAAAUUGUUCUAAAGUAGAUGAAGAGCCAACACUUUUUCAUCCACAUAUGUGCCUUGCUCCAAAAUUCAGAAUUUCAACCCUGCUGCACAUAUUAUUGUAGAAAAAUCUGACUUUUGUUGCUGAAAAGUUUCCCCCCUUGUGCACUUUAGUAGAGAUGACAGAAAAUAAAGUUAAAUAUGAAGCUUUUAGGCUUGCCUAUAAUGGAAUCCCUACAAAUUUUUAUGCCUCUUCCUAAGAGUACCUUUGGCAAACAGGCCUUUCUUUGGGCCACAUUUUUUUCCCAGCCUGGGGUUGAUUCUGUACGACUUUUUAUAAUGUAAAGUCAAGUGCAGACCAAACUUGAAAAUCAUGUCCAAGUCAUCUAGAAUUUGUUUGAGGGGUUGUCAUUGUAUUAGAAAUGCACUUUGGUUACAGUGUGGGUGGACUAAACAGAUUGUGUGUGUGUGUGUGUGUGUGUGUGUGUGUGUGUGUGUGUGUGUGUGUGUGUGUGAGUGUGUGUGUGUGAGAAAGAGAACCUGUGAGACUUUGUGUUUUGUUUUGUUUUUUGAAAGUAAAUUCAAUACGUAAAAUGGAAAAUGAAGGCCUUUAUUUCUGUGAGUGAAUGCUGUGUUGGAAAGUAUAUGAAUUGUUUUUUUUUUCUAUGACUGCUUUUGUUGCACUGAUACCUGCCAGAAUACAAUUAUAUUAAACUAUUUUAUAGAAUACAUUAAUGACCUGCACAUUUCUCUCAAAAUGUGAGGAAAAACCGGUUCUCACAAGGAAUGGGAUUCAAGCAUCACUGCCACAACUUGAGAGAUUACUGAAGAGGUUUGGGUGUUUGUAUCCCCCCCUCACACUGCAAACCAACACUAAUAAUCAACUAAUCUGCUUAUGCUAUACUUAAACAUGAUUUUGGUGUUACGUCAUUGUCCUGUGCCUUUCUAUACCUUUUUGACCAGACUGAAGGACGUGAGAUACAAAAUCUUUUCUGGCCCGUAGUUUGACUGUAGCUCUAUUCAGCAGAAGUCUGGCUAUUUUUUUUUUUUUAUCAGUUUUAUUUGCAGAGAUCCAAUUCUGACUGAGCAAAGAUGAAAUGUGCAUGGCUUUUGAAACAUGCUGCUAUGACAUGGGAGCAGUAAGGAGUAGCACUUCACUACCGUCCUCACAGGUUAGAAACAACUGUUAAGAUAUUUUAGUCCAGUGGCAUAUGUUACAGUAGAACGAAAUGGGAGUUUUUCAUAUUGCUUGGGAUCUAUUAAAAAAUUCAGAGAAAAAGUGAAAAAAAAAAAAUUAACCUGUUUUGGUCAUUUGUGUGGCAAAGAAAUCUAAAGAGAAAUGCGUCAGCUCUUGAUUCUAUUUAUUUUCAUGUUAAAACAGCAGAGAUAGUUGUUGUAGUCACUCUCCAUUAGUACUUAAUUUGACACAAACAAAAUAGGCUUACUAUUGAGAAGGAUGCUUUGAAAUUUCUAAAAGACAGACUUGGGCAUAAAAAUUAAUAGUUCGUUUAAGUUGAUUGGGGCUAGGGUUUCUUUUCAUGUACUCAGCAGCACAAAGAUAAAUUUGAGACACCGUGACAGACAAAUUUACCAAAGAUGAACUGAAAUUUACAAAGAAGACUGGAAAAACGGUGACAAUAGUCAAACUCAUCAGCGGACUUGAUCCUAAUAAUUUUUACUUGGUGUGAAUGAUAUCUUAUUAAAUACGAUUUCCCCUGUAUUUGUAUAACUGAUAUUUUGCCCUAUUUUCACAAUAGGGGCUUAAGAAAUAUUAUUUACUGUAAAAUAUUUGCAGUCUAAAAGCAUAUUUGGGGAUAUAUUAGUAUUUGUUAAUGGGUUUGAUUUUUGUCAUAUUCUGAACUCCAUCUUGACUCACAUUUCAAAGAGCUGUCUGGAUGUGCAGUUCUAUGAAAAAGAAUUAAACAGUAAUACUCUGUUUUUAUACUAUUUGUAAGAUCAGCAGUACCGUGGUUCUCUAUAGCACCAAAUAAUUUGCCCAAGGCUGAGCCAAAGAACCACUGUUUCCUACUGUUAAGCACUUUUCCCUACUAUGGUGGCAAAAAAUGAAAACUUAGUUUAAGUGAAUUAAUAUAUUUGUACAUACAGUAUAAAUUACAAGAAAGCUGCAAGUUGUUUUUGUUCUUUUAAUAAUGCUGUUAUUAAAGCCUUGUUAUGUUCAAAUGUUCUCAUCUCUUUGCAGAAGAUCUUUGAAAAUACAUAACGUAAAUGUUCAUCUUAUUUCAUUUGACGAUGGAAGAAUGGUUGGAAGUGUAUCUACAUUUGUUUUGUUAUUAGUUCAGUCAUUUGUAGCCACAGUGCAGUAAGGUGAUCUGGUCACCACACUAGCAACACAACCUCAACAUAUUUUUCAUUUCUUCUCAAGUCACUUUUAAUAUUCUAAUCAUCUUGCCUUAAUUUGAGAGCAGACUGUUAGAUGAGAUUGGGACUGAAGUUAGUUUGCAAAUCAUCACAGAAUCUUACAGUCUAAAAAUUAAAAAAAACAAACAUUUUCAGUGACACCAAAGUUAGCAGUGAUACUUUUCAUAUCAUCUUACACUGUGUAUAUUCUGAUUUAGGCCCAUGUGAGUCUUCUCCAGUUGGUGUGAUGUAUGUGAAUUGGGUCGUUGCUGUUGUGCCUUUGGCUGGAGGUCUUUAAUGCAUUUUGUGUGAACGGUUAAAAUUCUCGGUGUAAAACUUUAUGCUGUUAGUGCAGACUCCAUGUUUUGAGUAUACCUCAACCCACCACAGUGACCCUGGCCAGAACCAGUCUUUUCAUGUUUACAAUUCGUUGAAUAUCAAUUUAUCAAAAUGACUUCAGUAAAGGAGCCAAAGAAAAAUAUUGGAGAUAAAUAAACAAGUGUGUCCAGUUUUGUUGACCUCGCGUAAAAUAUUGUACAAAAACAUAAGAAAAAGGUUUUACUUUCCAAUGGUUUGACUCUUUGACAGAAUUUGGAUAUUCAAUUAAGUUCUGCAUUAUUGGUGGAGCAAAUUCUCAAUUUGUGUGCUACAGUGGUUGGGAAUGUGCUUCUAAACCUGAUGCAUGUGGUACCAGUGCUGUUUGCUCCUCAGCUGACACCCAGCCACCUGUUUUAGUCUUAAGGACAACCAAAUAAACUGUCUACUCCAGUUCAAGUCUAUACUUAAGAAAAUAAACUCCAGCUUUGUGGUAUUUUGUGUUUUAAAAUUUUCCCUGUUGCACUUUGUUCCUUUCAGUUUUUCUAACCUGCAUUUCCCCCGCUCUCUAAAUGGUCUGAUAUCGCUUUAACUGCAGAGCCUUUCUAAAUGUAUCAUAUGUAAUUUUGCAUUUGCAUAAUUUGAUCUUAAGCUACUGUUAGUUUUGUACUGUAAGAAAAGUCUAUUCCAAAUAAAAUAUUUGAGCAGUUUGUCUUUCCUA